AUGGAGGCAUUCGACAUCUCCAACCCCGGCGACUGGGAGAGCUAUGCUUCCCAUGUCUCAUUCUUCAUGGUGGUGAAUAAGUUCACGGACGCCGAGCAGAAGCAGGCAGUUUUCCUCAGCGUCUGCGGGCCCCAGACAUUCCAGCUGGCCCAGACCCUCGUGGCCCCCGCAAAGCUCGAGGAGACCAGUUUCGACGCCAUCAUGAUGGCGCUGGGCGGCCAUUACCCGCAGCCCACGGUGUUGGCCCACGGCCAUGACUUCCACCUUCGCGACCAACAGCCUGGAGAGACCGCUGCCAAGUACCUCGCCGCUCUCCGCCAGAGCGCAAGGUCCUGCGCUUUCUCAGUCCACAGCGUUGACAAGCUCUCAACCACCGUUUUCAUUCAGGGGACGCCCUGCGAGAUGGGUGGAUCCGCCCUCUCCAUCAUAUCUGCGGACACCUUCCAGGUCCUGGCCGAGUGCGCCCCGAUGCCCAAGCUGCAGCCCUCCAGCCUCAUCAUUACGGAAUUCCAACGCUGCCGCGUUCAGGUCGAGGGUGUCGACCGCGUGAACAUGCGCUAUGGGUCCCGUACGAGCCGCCUGUGCUUCGUCGUUGUCAAGGGGCCCCGCGCCAGCCUCCUGGGGUUUGAGUGUUUCAAGGCCCUCAGACUGCAAAUCACGGGCCUGCACCACCUCAACAGAGCGCCCCUCGAGUCUGUCUGGGCCGAGUACGAGGAUGUUUGGCGUGGCCCCUUGGGCUGUUACAAGGGGCCACCUGUCUGCCUCCUCAUCGACCCCGCCGCCAUCCCCAUCCGACUGAAGCCCCGCCGUGUCCCCUUCACGCUCAAGGACCAGAUCGACGCAGAGCUCGAUCGCCUCAUCGCCCAAGGCGUCCUGGUUCCGGUACCCAAUGCGAAGUGGGAAACCCCGAUCGUCACGCCUCUGAAACCGAACGGGGACGUCCGCAUCUGUGCGGACUACAAGUGCACGCUGAACAAGGCCCUGCAGAGUCACGCCUACCCUGUGCCCGUCGUGAGCCACCUUCUGUCCUCCCUCGCCAGGGGCCGGUUCUUCGCCAAACUAGACCUGGCCCAGGCGUAUCAGCAGCUGCCGGUGGACGAGGCCUUGACGGAGGCGCAGACCAUCGUCACUCACCGGUGCGCGUUCCGGGUGACCCGUCUGCAGUUCAGGGUCAGCACGGCCCCGAGGAUCUUCCAGAACAUCAUGGAGGACCUCCUUAAGGGCCUGCCUGGCGUCGUCCCGUACUUCGAUGAUGUCCUGAUCGCAGCUGCCUCCGAGGAGGAACUCUUAGACCAUGUCCGCCAGGUGCUUGGCCGUUUCAGAACCGCGGGCCUCACCGUCAAGUGCGAGAAGUGCCAGCUGGGCCUUCCACAGGUAGAGUUCCUGGGCUACCUCAUCGAUGCUGCUGGGAUCCACCCAACCCCAUCGAAAGUCAAGGCAAUCCACAGCGCCCCUCUGCCCAAGUGCAAGCAGGAGCUCCAGGCGUUCUUGGGACUUUUAAAUUUUUAUCACGCCUUCCUGCCCAACAAGGUGUCGGUCGCCGAGCCCCUCCACCGCCUCCUGGACAAGUCCGCUCCAUGGUUGUGGAGCAAGCCACAGCAGCGAGCCUUCGAGGCCGCAAAGGGCCUCCUCUCCUCGUCCAGCCUGCUCAUCCACUUCGAUGAGAAGUUGCCGGUGGUGCUGACCUGCGACGCCUCCCCAUAUGGCAUCGGUGCGGUCCUGCAGCACCAGUUGCCUGACCGUCAGGAAGCCCCAAUUGCUUUUUACUCCAGGACUCUCACGCCAGCCGAACGGAACUAUGCGCAGAUCGCCCGGGAGGCCCUCGCCGUCGUGGCUGGCGUCAAGAAGUUACACGACUUUGUCUACGGCCGCCGGUUCAUGAUUGUGACUGACCACAAGCCGCUCUUGGGGUUGUUCGUUCUGGAUCUCCAGACGCCGCAGAUCCUGUCGCCCCGGAUGCUCCGCUGGUCCAUUUUUAUGAACGCCUAUGAGUUCCAGCUCGCCCAUUGGCCCAGGAAGUCCAUCGGCAACACCGACGCCCUCAUCCGCCUGCCGCUUGAAGUCUGCGACCCUGACCCACAUCCCGCCGGUGACAUCAUGCUGCUGGAGUUGCUGCCAGAAGCCCCCCUCCACGCAUCAGACAUCGCCGCGCACACGGCUAAGGAUCGCACCCUCGCCCGGGUUCUCAACUGGGUGGGGAAAGGGUGGCCGGCCACCAAGCCGGACAGGAAAUUCAAGCCGUUCGCCAGGCGCCAACACGAGCUAUCACUAAACAAGGGGUGCCUGCUCUGGGGGAGCCGUGUGGUGAUUCCAGUGAAGCUGCGCACAGGGGUCCUGGAGGCUCUACACGUCUGCCACCUGGGAAUCGUGCGCAUGAAGGCCCUGGGUAAGACUUUUCUGAUUAUUGUGGACUUCUACUCUAAAUGGCUGGAGGUGGUCGAUGUCGGCUCUGUGACCUCGCGUACGGUCAUCCGAGAGCUGUGCAAGGUCUUCGCAACCCACGGUUUGCCAGACACCGUGGUCUCCGACAACGGGGCCCAAUUUAUGUCCUCCAAGUUCAAGGAGUUCCUGGCCAAGAACUUGAUACGCCACGCAACCUUGGCUCCGUUCCACCCCGCCACCAACGGACAGGCGGAACAGAUGGUCUGGACCACCAAGGAGGCAUUGCGACGCAUCGACCGUUGUGACUGGGACAGGGGGCUGGUGGAUUUCCUCCUAGCACAGCACACCACGCCCAACUCCGUGACUAGGAAGAGCCCCACGGAACUCCUCAUGGGUCGCCGGCCGAAAACUCUGCUCGACCGGCUGCACCCCAACCUGGCGCCUGAGUACCCGGGCCACAAGGACUCGACUGCCACUCCAAGGGUCGUUGAGCAGGACGACCCCGUGUUCGCCCGAAACUACAGAGGGGGCCCCGCCUGGAUUCCAGCCACUGUCCAGGAUGCCACCGGCCCGGUAUCCUAUCGGGUCAACACCCUGGAGGGGCGCACCCUGCGGUGCCACAUCGAUCAGCUACGCCGCCGCCCCGCUGACUUGCCGGAAGCAGCCAUGGUGCCAGCGCCACUGCCAAUUCCUGUCCCCAGGGAGCCGGAACAACCGGAGCGAUCAGAGCAAACGUUGCCGCUGCCAGCGCCGGACUCCUCCAGCAGCCCGGCGGACGACAACUCAGCCACCGAGGGUGAGACUGAUCCAGCAACGACAGAUCGCCCGACGUCCCCCAUCCCAGCGCCGCGCCGUUCCCAGCGGAAUCGAUCGCGGCUGAGCUACCUUCAGGACUUUGUGUGCUCCCAGUGCAUGGUGAGGGUCGCUCGGACUUAG
Molecule: messenger RNA, 3318 nt
Organism: Euleptes europaea (tarantolino)
Lineage: Eukaryota; Metazoa; Chordata; Lepidosauria; Squamata; Sphaerodactylidae
Biological process (GO): DNA integration
Molecular function (GO): nucleic acid binding
Source: RefSeq, a predicted model, not a curated record